Argiope bruennichi is the source of this 3867-nucleotide messenger RNA. RefSeq lists its product as uncharacterized. Gene Ontology annotation, molecular function: cytoskeletal adaptor activity. Gene Ontology annotation, biological process: apical protein localization; asymmetric cell division; establishment of mitotic spindle orientation. Bases 1 to 3579 code for a protein of 1192 amino acids. Gene Ontology annotation, cellular component: apical cortex. The record is from RefSeq and is a predicted model, not a curated record. NCBI's taxonomy places the organism in Eukaryota, Metazoa, Arthropoda, Arachnida, Araneae, Araneidae. The transcript has 15 exons.
AUGGGGUCGCGUGGCAGAUGUCUAACGUCGGUUGGGAUCGGGGCAGAUGUGUCUGCCUGGGCAGCUUCGGUAUUGAAAAAGAGGCCGGCGGCACAUUUCAUCAAAUGGAACGCCAUGGGACAGAAGGGAUCGAAAGCGAAGGAUACCAAACCGAAAACCCCGGCUUCCACGGGUCGUUCUCCACUGAAUAAUGCCACCUACUGGGAAGCCGAAGAAGACCCUGAUUGGGACAAUUGCGUGAUGGUGGUUGCCACUCAGAAGGGUCGUCGUUAUCCAACUCUUACCUCUGCUUGCAGCACAGAUUCUUUGGCGAGGUCCCUCCACAAGGAGGUCGACUAUUCGCCUGUGAAUGUCAGCCGGAGGUCUCCAGACCAUAACAUGAGUCCGAUGGCUCCUCUGGCACCGGACAGCAAGUACCCGUCAUCCGGACAGCGAAAACGACAGAAUACUGUCCUCGAUACUGGAUGGCACGCUUGUUUCAAGAACAACAAUUAUGUCUUCGUGCGAAACACAAACGGAGAUGUAAACAGUCAGUUUGGUGAGAAGUGGAAAGAAAAUAAUGAUUCGAACGUGACUUUCAUUAUUUCCACAACAAAACCAAUUCAUGAGGGGAAAGAAGAGAAACUGGUCGUUUCUUUGAGCGAUCCCAAAUCAAAAAUCAGACGAUGCACCCCGUCACCUCCACCUUGCGAAGACCUGCCCACGAAAAAGACUCCAAAGACAAAUCCCAGUAAAAAUGGAACUCUGGACAAAAGGUCUGAAAAGAAAAGAACUCCUAACUGGUUGAGAAGGUUGAGAAAUUCAGGUAGAAACCGACAUCUGAAAGUUGAAGCAAGUGAAGAAGAAACAAUUCAUAUAUUAGGCUCCAACACAGAUGAAUCACCAGAUUCUGAAGUUUCAGCCGUGCCUCUUCAGACCAAAUUGAACAUUUCACCGACAUUGACAAAGACAUCAGAUUAUUCUUCAUCCUCACAUUCGCUUAAAGAACCAGAAGAUCGCGUUCACACUCCAUCCACCCCUGUCUUGGGAUCAACUCAAGACUUAACUGUUAGAGGUCUGCAGACCAGCACUCCAAAGGACCAGGCCGAAAAAGUGCUCAGAGAUGUACCUCGGAAAAGUGGUACACCGUACAGACCUCUUGAUGCCAAGUUGUCCGUUCGCCGGCGUUUGCCGUACGACAAUAUAACACCUGAAACAAAAUCAAACUCCCUGCACACGUCAAUUGUUGUGCGAAGUCCGACAGAUGAUUUGUUGACAGGUGUAGUAGAAGAAAAACGAGUAAGUCCCAGCCUCGAAAUACCUAUCAGUCCAAUCAAAAGAAAUGUCCCAUCCCCGCAGUCUGGUGAGAACUGUAAUUCUGUUACGGCAAAGGUAGAUCGUCUCCAAAGACAAGCCAACUGCUUUCAAAACAAAAAAUCUUCGGAUAGCAAGGGCAGCAAUCAAAUCUGUAUUUUCCUAGAAGGGAGGGGUAAUGGCAAACAGCUGGAUAAAAACCGAGGAAGUUCUGUGAUUGAUACAUCAUCACUAAUCCAACCCCCUCCAGGUUUUGAAAAACAACCUAUCGAAACUUCGAAGGUUGAAAAUCGUCUUCAUCCUAGUUCUUCGAACACAGAUAUUCCCUUUGCAGAUUCUGAUAUAGACGUUUCAUUUGAUGACAGACGAAGCAGAAGGAUUAUGAAACAGAAAGAAGCUGUAGUUAAAACUUCAAAAUCGACAGCUGAUAUAUCUUUCCAGGAAGAAGAAACGAAAGAGCAAGAGGCAAAAAGUAUUCCAUACUUCACAUCAGUUACAUCAAUCAUUCUAUCGCCAAAUGCUAAAUGUCGGUCGUACAGCGAACCAUGCAUCAGUAUCAAAAAGAAACAACUUCAUAUGAGUCCAAUGGAAGAUGAAGAAAAUACCUCUUUAGAACACCACGAAAAACAUUUGAUCCCCAAUGAAGAUUCCACUCUUAAGGAACCUAUGAGCCCAAUGGAAGAAGAAGAAAAUCGGUCUUUAAAUCGCUCUUAUACAAAAUUUAUAACAAGUCCUGAUGACCCAACUGUUACGUUCUCACCAUACACUCCUGUGAAACGACCAUCUGUGGAAGGUCCGCUGUCAUGUUGGCUGAAGCAGAUUCGUUUCUUAACAGAAAGCGAGUGUUUAAAUGCACUGCAGGCCAAAGAACUCCUCAAAGAAGACUGGAUUCCUAAUGCAUUAGCUGUUGGAAAUGCGCAAGAGACUUCUGAAAAGAUAUGGGAAGUAGGCACUGCAAUUCAGCAACAUGUCGAAGAGAUGAUGGAAUGUCUGAAAUCUGAAAAACCAACGUCGGAGCCUUUGUCUCUAAAAGUGGCGCAGUUCUGCUCAUCUGUUGUUGAGCUACUCAACAUGACGAGUACCAUCAAGCAAGUUACACAGGCCGAAGCAAGAAUAAGGAAAGCAUGCGCAGAUCUCUUGGAUGCAGUCAACAAAGGUGACAACGGGAAGGAAUGGAAGAAUAAAAUAAAAUUGGAACUCGAAUGCUUGCAAAAAGUUGCACAAGUGAUGGUACAACAACUGCUUUUGAGCCAACUGCAUGUGAUAGUCGACUGCGUAGAGAGAGCCGAAAAUAUCAACAACCUGAAAAGAAGUGUAUUUGCUGUCAUUCUUCUGGGAAGGGUUAACCCUACCUUCUGCGAGCUCAUGACAAAGCUGGGUGCAAUCAGAUGCCUGUUGGCCAUCUGCGUCGAAACGAAAUGGAGAGAGAUGCAUCCGUGUGGCUUGAGGGCUUUGACAGUUCUCAGUUGCGUGCCUUCUGCCAUAAGAAGUUUUGAAGAAAGCGGUGGCGUGGACUGCGUCUGCGAUAUUCUCUGUGACAAGGAAUCCCAGGAGGGUGCAAGAAGCGAAGCGGCAGGAUUGGUGGCGCAAAUCACAGCUCCUUGGACCGAAGGAAGCGGGUAUGUGCUGAAAAGUGUCACCAGUAACUCCGACAGGCUGGUCAAGUCGCUUGCAGAUCUCGCCUCUAUCACAGAAAAUAGCGAAGUGUUCCUUCUUUCAUCUGCUGCACUGGCAAAUUUGUCUUUCGCCGAUGCCUCUCUCAAAAAGAUGAAAGAAUACCAAGUACUGGAAAUUCUGGUGACAGCCUGUAGGAGUAAGCCACACGCAGCGUCGCUUUUCAUCAAAGAUCAGGUGGGCACUGUGUUGGCAAACAUGGCGGCGAAAGACGAAUACCGAGAGAGCCUGUCAUCCGGCGGAAGUCUGGUGCUUCUGCUCUGCUUCUUGCAGCUGAGGCCCUCUUCGGUGCAUGGGGCGCCCCAGCUGGAGGCGUGCGAGAGAAUACAACAGAAGGCGGCCAUCGCCUUGGCAAGACUCUGCUGCAAUCCUGAGACAUCCAAUGUCGUUGCAGAAAUGCAAGGGAUACAAAGACUUGUCAAGCUGUGUAAAGAUAGGAAAGAACGUAAUGACAGCGAUUCGGUUCUUGUUGCAUGUCUGGCGGCCCUCCGGAAAAUUGCAGCAGUGCGAGCAAAGGAAGAAUUUAUUAAACUAGGAGCCCAGGAUUUAAUUGAACCUCGAUUAUGGGAUGCUUUUUUAGCACAUUCAUCCAAACGAGAGAGUUAUGUUUAAAAUGAAUAUGUACAUGUACAGCAAAAUCGUUUUUUAUUUUAUUGAUUCAAAAGAACUUAUUUUAUGUCUUCAUCCACUAAAUGAAGAAUUUUUUUUCAAUUAUUUCAAACUAUAUAGUGUUGAAGUAAUUAUUUGACUUGUAAUAUGCUUAAAAAACUCUUGUUUUUAAUUGAUUUGCUAUGAAAUUUUCAAAUGCAUUGCUUGGUUGUUAUUAAUGGUAUUUUUAAAAAAAUCUUUCUUAUCACUUAUAAUAAAAGCUAUUUUGCAGUUUUAUUGCAAAUACAAAAA